AUGUUCGACAAAUGGAGCAUACCGUUCUUGACGACGGUUACGUUUAGCCAACGUUUGUCAUUGGUGAUCAUUAUCUUAACUUCAUUAUCUGUUCUACUUGUUUUAACAUCAGCUGCUGCGUUCAUCUAUGUAACGCGAAAAGAAAAAGUUCUCCGAAAAUCACAUUUGAUAUCUGUGAUUACAAUCAUACUUGUCGAAUUGGCAUUUUUAAUUGCUGUUGUCGGUUGCUGCAGUAUUCGAUCGACAAAUACUCAAGGUCAAAUUCUAGCUGCUCUCCUCAUCGUUCUUUCUCUGCUAGCCCUAAUGACACUCAUUUAUUUCUUACUGGAAGAUAUACUCAAAGAACGCGUUGCACCAGAUCGACAGGAAAACAUUCCUGCCAGAACAGUCACAGUACAAGAAACGAAAACAUUUACUCAACCAGAACCUUCCGCACCACCACCACCACCACCACCACCAGCCUCAGCCCCAGCCCCAACGGUACCUGCUGAUGAAGUUGCCAUACCAAUUCCAACAUCACCUGUACUUCCAUCAUUACCAAGAAUACCGACACCGCCAGUGCCACACGAGUCUCCUAUCCCUCCUCCUGCAUCUCCUCCCGUGCCUUCCACUUCACCAGAAAAGCCUGCUUCACCACUUGUAACUCCUCAACCGUCUGAACAUUCGGCCAGUCCAAUACCUGACCAAAACACUCCGCAGCUUCGAGAAUCACCUCCACCUUACAUAAAUAACUACGAACGAAUUCGUCGAGAGCUUUUAUUUGCUAUCGAAGAACGAACCAUUCCUGCAUUGGAAGAAGCGAUUCAACAAGUAAAGGAUCACGAUUACAUUCAACCUCUAAAAUACGAAUGUGAAAGAGCCUUGGAAUUAUUGAAUCGCUUGAUGAAAAUCGAACACAUGAAAUUUUCACCUGUUCCUUGGAGAAGGUAG
Messenger RNA from Adineta ricciae, 930 nucleotides. Lineage: Eukaryota; Metazoa; Rotifera; Eurotatoria; Adinetida; Adinetidae. The record is from the annotation of a GenBank genome assembly.